Opisthorchis viverrini is the source of this 579-nucleotide messenger RNA. RefSeq lists its product as hypothetical. The record is from RefSeq and is a predicted model, not a curated record. The coding region runs from base 1 to 579 and encodes 192 amino acids. NCBI's taxonomy places the organism in Eukaryota, Metazoa, Platyhelminthes, Trematoda, Opisthorchiida, Opisthorchiidae. The transcript has 3 exons.
AUGUUCCGAUCCCUAUAUUCGCAUACCUCUGGGCGGGUGAAUGUAUUAUGGACUAUACAAAAGGUGGUGUCAGACAAGGAUUUCCAUUCUUGUUCAACUUCAUCAUCGAUGGGGGCGAGAUGGCUCAAGUGGUUAGAGCGCGAAUUUACUGACCGGAAGGUCCGUGGUUCGAACCCGACCUCCGCCACUCGACUUCCCCUGUCUAGGCUUGGGCAACCUGACAGUAUCCCAGCCCUCGUGCUCCCUUCGGAGACUGGACCUUACCGUGGUGUGACGGUUUGCGCACCUCAGCGAUCCAUUGAGCUAUACUGGAGAGUGUCCGCGACACUCACAGAGUCUCUCAUACCAGGUUGGUCAAUGAUUGUGGAAAACUUUACAUACCUCGGUAGUAGUAUUAACUCUGACGGAAGUGUGUCUGAUGAAGUCAGUACAAAAAUCUCAAAGGCUCGAAUCACGUUUGCUAAUUUGCGUAACUUGUGGCGUCAAAAAGGCAUCUCAGUAGAUCUUAAGGGUCGUGUGUACCAGGCUGCAUUAAGGGCUUUGUUGUAUGGGUGCGAGACAACCUCUGCGAACAGAUGA